Messenger RNA from Symbiodinium sp. CCMP2592, 5232 nucleotides. NCBI's taxonomy places the organism in Eukaryota, Dinophyceae, Suessiales, Symbiodiniaceae. The record is from the annotation of a GenBank genome assembly.
AUGACAAGGACGCUGAAGAAGAAUGUCUUCUCCUGUCUUUGCCAAAUUGCCAAGGCAGGGACGACGAAGGACGUCGAAUGGAAGGGUCGCUACGGUGGCCAGAACAGAAACGCCAGCUCACAGAUGGCGAUUCUGCCGACGUCGAACGAGCCCAUGAUCCCAGCGGCCUUGUUCAAGAAGCUCAGCAAGGACAUCUUGGACCGACUGCACAAGGAACGAAGGAGUCCGAACUACAAGGAUGAGCUCCACUCGGGCAGAUCCGAAAAAGAGAAUGACCAGCCGAUCAGUCUUUCUGAGGAAGGCAGCAGAACUCUUCACCAAGCUGCCGAGGAGUACCUGAACUCCAUGCUGGUGAGGGCUUGCAUGGCGACGCUUCACGCCAAACGCAUCACCACAACGGUGGCCGACCUUCGCUUCGUCAUCCAGCUCGACCAGAUGAGCACCGGGCCUUGGUAUCAGGGUUUAGAUGAGAGCAUGAGGGUGCAGCUGCCAAUCCUUAGCGGCGAUCUCGCCCAGUCCGUGAAUUUCUUGAUUGCCAUGAUGUCGUUGGGUGGAUCGGUGGAUGAGUUGCAGAUGCUGGGGCAGAUCCUUGGUGUUAAAGGUGCGCCCAUGGCUUUGGCGAAAAGGUUGAAAGACAAAGGGCUGAAGGUGAAGAUUGAUGGGCCGGUUGAUGUGAACGGGGGGACCUCGCACUUCCUUAAGCGCAAGUUUGAAUCCAUUGAAAAGGGCCUCGUCAUCACCCAGGAUGUGAAGUAUGCAGAGCGGUUGGUAGGCCUCUUGGAGUUAGAGAAGGCGAAUGUGAAGAGGACUCCGAUGCCCCAACAAGUCCCAGAGCCUGGUGUGGGUGAACGUUUGGAUGCUGAAAUGCAUGCUCUCUACCGCAAGUGCAUAGGUUUGCUAUUGUACAUGAGUAGUGAACGCCCAGACUUGCAGUAUGGAGUGAAGGUCCUUUCGUCUCGGUGCAGUGAUCCCACGCAAACCGAUUUCAACUUGCUGAGGCACUUGGUAAAGUAUGUGAAGUUGCACCCUGUAGUUCCAGUGAAGAUGGAGCGAUGCAAUCCCGGACGCACGGUGUUUCAAAAGUGGGAAGGUCGAGAUUGUGAACCUGAAGAUUGGGACCCCAAGAAGUACCCGUUUGGGCGAGACCACAUAGUGGAGGUCGUGACCGACGCUGACUGGGGUAGUAAAGUCUUCCCGGAGAGACGCUCAAUCUCGGCAUAUGUGAUCCUGAUCAAUGGCAAUGUAUGUCAUUGCGGAAACAAGGUACAGAAAACCAUCAGCCUGUCGUCGGCGGAGAGCGAGCUCAUGGCAUCGCUCCUUGGCGUAACAGAGGCUAUGUUUGUGGGCGAGAUGGUGCGUUUCAUAUGUGGUCCGAAUUCUCGUGUGAAACUUGUCCACUACGUGGACAACUCAGCAGCUCGGUCAAUCAUUCAGAAGCAAGGCCUGCAGAGAACGCGACAUGUUAGUUUGGCUUGGCUGUGGAUUCAGCGAUCUCAUCAUGAUGGAGUGUUCGUAACCAAGCCCAUUUCUACAAGGGACGCUCCAGCUGACCUUCAAACCAAAUCCCACGGUAGGAACAGGCUAAAGUAUUUGAUGAGCUUGAUCGGCAUGAGCUUGGAUGAAGAUGAUGAUGCAGGUCCUGUUCGGGUUCAGCGUGUGAGGGCAAGAGCGACUACAGUUCAGGGUUCCAGCAUCGCGGCAGUGAUGAGGGCAUUGGCCGUUAUUCUUGAAGGCGGUGAAGCCCUUAGCUUUGACCAGGAGCGCGACUUUAGGAGCGUGCAUGUUCCCAUCAUUGUUGCCGUCAUGAUCGUGUUGGGCUUGAUUGGAGCGUGGAGUGUAGCGUCUGCCUUUAUCGAAGAAGGUGGAACCUUGACAAUGUGGUUGAUGCUGUUUGUCUUGAUGGCUUCCGUUGGGGCCACAGAGAUCGUGGCAGAUGAUACGGAUGAUGGUGCAGCGAACUUCCUUCAACGACUUUGUGAUCACAGUGGUUUGGCGGCGCUGGUGAUUGCCUUGUGCAUGCUUGUGGUGGUGAUCUACAUGCCCCCGCGACGGUGGAAUCGAGAUCGAGGGCGCGGCUCAGCACAACAACAACCUUUUGAACCGCGGGAUGGUUGCAUGACUUACGACGACUACAUCCAUGAAAACCUCUUCGAUACUUGGGAUGAAGUGUUUCCGCGAAGUGAUGAUGAUGAAGGAGGUGCCGCAGAAGCUUAUGUCCAGAGCUAUGUGCAUGAGGGUGACGAUGGUGAAGUAGAGGAAGCGGCUCAGGGAGAGAUUCAGGGUUACGUUCGCAAUGAUCGUGGAGGUGAACCCCAGAACUUUGACGUAGAGAACCAAGAUCAAGACCAGAUGCCGCACGAGCCGCACGCAGACAUGGUGUACAUCGUUGGUGAGGCUAAGCGUAAGAAAGGGUUCCACAAGAGGAGUUGCGGUCACCAGUGCAGCGGAGGAGUGACCGAGCUGCGGUGGGCCCUGCUGCUCAUUCCGAUCGGUGCGGCACCCGUGGGCCCGGAGAUUCAGCUCCUAGAUUUGUCGGACUGCAAGCAGGCUUUCUUCCUUGUGGGCUUCCGGCUCCUGGCCAUCAGCCGUGGCGGUGUGCCAGGCUGGUUGCACUUCGUGCACAUUUUGUUCGCGGCUUUGUUGCUGGAGUUCGAACGCAGCCGGCUUGUUCGGAACUUGGAUUCAGCUUUGCUCCAGGCUGACUUGCUUGGAAUUCCAGGGUUGGGCUGCUCACAGGGUCGCCGACAAUGGUCAGAUCGUCACUCGGAUGCCCAGCGGGCACUUUUGCGCAUGGUUUCCUUUGCUGAUUGCUUCCUGCUCCUUGCCGUUGACCGUGCCGGUGUGCCAGGCUGGGUGCACUUGGGCUACGUUUUGAAUAAGGCCAACAUGAAAGAUGCCAUCUGCCAACUGCUGCAGACAAAGCCGGAACAAGGUGCCGCGGCUUUCUUGCGGUGUCUGCAGAUGUUCAAAGCAGCAGUGUCCAAGCAAGCCCCUUUGGCAACGCUCGGCAAUCAGAUUGUUGAUGGAGAUGUGCUGGAGGACUGCAUUUCGGCGGUUCGUGCUGGCUGUGAUUUCCCUCUGCCACCUCCCCUGCUUGAGGGCGGCCGUGAGGAUAGCGAGUUGAUUGCUGCCGCUGUGGCAGAGCCUAGUCCAGAAGUCUCUGACGCAUUGGAGAUGUUUUUCCUACGAUUGGAGCCUGACUACUUGACGGUGGUCAAGGUCCAGCCGACGGCGGAGCGGAAUGUGGACGGCUACCAGCAUUUGCUGUGUGUGAAAGACGUGUGGAGCCAGCUGAGCAUGGCAACCAGCUUUCUUGCCUGGUACUCCAAGAACGAGAGCUCCGGCACCCUCAAGCAGCAUGCUGAUUCCUGGGGGCUCAGUCGCAAGCACAUAGUGCGACACGAGAGCUACAAAGGCAGUCAAGAAGCUUUCACAUGGCCGGGCUUGAGAUAUGACUGUGUCUCAAGCGCCGGCUUCCUGCUUCUGAUUGGAACCCUGGCACAGAUUCGUGGUUUGGCUGAGAACGUACAGACCAGAUGUGUCAGUCUGCUUCGUCGCAUGACGGGACUCCUGGAGUUCUCAGACGGGCUGAAGCUGCUUCCCACUUUGACGUUGGCGGUCCAGGAUGGCCAGGCCAUGCUCAAGAGCUUUCUCAAGCUCUUCGACUGCGAGCUACGAGCCUCGCUGAAGCAGAGGUGGGAAAACUGCGUCGCUCUGGGCACAAGUCGCAAGAACCUGGGCGGGUACCCUGUUGCAGAUGUAUGCUGGUUUCUGAUGAGACUCCGAGCUGAUUCAGAUGGCCUCUUGCAUAUCUUGGCCCAGGCUUGGGAGACCGGCAUGUGCGAAGGCUCCAUACACCUGCGAGAUACGCCGCCGAGGCAGCAGGAGGAGCCAGGUCAGACGCCAUGGUCUUCCGGGUCGCGAACCCGGAACGCGAACUUGGCGAGGCAGGAACUCUUGAACAAAUUCUUGGCCAGGGGCGGAGGCUUCGUGACUGGCUUGAGAAAUCGCUCCAAUUCUGAGAUCUGCCCUACAGACCUUGAGCUGCCUGGAACGCUGGGGAAAAGCUUGGGCGCUUGUGCUGCACACCAGUUCUUGACCGGCUACUUUCUGGACGCCCGGAGUGCCUUGAUGAAGAAGCUUUCCGUGCAGAAGUUUCGACACAUGAGCAUGUACGAGGAUGCUGCGAAGGUCGGCACAUACGAGGUGCUUCAAGUGCUGGUGUCCGCGGAUGGCUUGAUGAUCUCCUCGCCCAUCAGUUUGCUACCCCAGCUCAAAGAGACCACCGAGAGCAGUGCUGCAGAGAACUUGGCGAAGGCGGCAGAACUGGUGCCGAAGAAGGCAUUGCAGGAUCUCAAAGGCGCCAAGGCCUCCUGUGGCCCUGCGACUUUGCGUGCACCUGAGAAAGUUGCGACACGUUCCAAACUCCUUGGAAUCAAUCAUUCGCUCAAUGCUCUGAUUGAUUAUCGCCUGGCUGACAGCCUGCCGCCGCAUGCUUUUCGGCCCUGCCGGGAUGGGGAACGAAGGAGCACCGUUCACUGGAAUGGAUUGGACUUGCCCUAUGUUUGGUCGCCGAAAGGGGUGACCUGGCAGACAACCCAGUACCCAGGCUGGCAAUCCAUCCUGAGGCUGAACUGCUUGCAGGACGAGGGGGACGCAGCAGGAGUGUACCAGAUGGCACAGAAUGGGCUGGCUGUGCUUGUCCACCGUGACACACUACACAAACUACACCGAGAAGAAAUUCUCGCUUCCUCAGAGGUGGCAGAGAUUGCACUGGCGCGCAAGCAGAUCAACCUCGUCUUGAAAUACGACCGAGCUCCAUGGGCAACUUCGGCGUUUGGCCGUAGGCUUGCCGAAGCGAGAGAACGUGUGGGUGAAAUCCCCACUGAUCAUCCCUUGAUUGACAUGGUCAGUGCCGGAAUCAUUUCCGACCUGGGGCUCUCGCCGGAUGCUUCACCGGCUCAAGUCAAAGAGGCGAUCCUUGCCUUUUGCCGCUCCAAGCGCGGCAGCACUGGUGCAGAGCACAAGACCGGCAGGUGGUGCGACCUGCUGGACUCCUUCCGCCGCUUGAGAUCCGAGUGGCAUUGCCGCCUGUUCGUGCUUCUAUUUGCGAUGAUCCUGGAAGGAAGGAAUCCGUGGAGUGCACUCUCCGAGAGCUUGGACAAGGCUGGCUCGGACGACGAUCUUGCUCUGGCUCCCAAGGUCCUUGGGGAUCCUUGGCUCCGAAGCUAA